Messenger RNA from Ectocarpus sp. CCAP 1310/34, 4232 nucleotides. The record is from the annotation of a GenBank genome assembly. NCBI's taxonomy places the organism in Eukaryota, Phaeophyceae, Ectocarpales, Ectocarpaceae.
UUGACUUUGAGAAGGAUGUUGGUUUUUCGAUGUCUGACGUGUUCACAAGUGCUGAGUCUGAUGUGUCAAUUCCUGGUGUUCCCCGCGUGCCUGCUGUGCAUGAACGUUCUGAUGAUGAGUUCGGUGUCUCGAAGUUUGGUUUGUCUACUCAUGAUGUACCCCGCGUGCCCGCUGUACUUGAGAGUCCUGAUAAAGUGGUUGGCGUGUCGGAGUGUGAUGCAUCUGUCCCUGCUGUACCAAGUGUGCCUGGAAAGGUAGUCGUAGCCCGUCUCACCCGCCGUCCCACGGUUGAAAAAGCUUUCUUGUGCCAACCCUCCAUGCCGAAUCCGAUUGGUAGUGAACAAUGGCAAGCCGAUUCUGGAGCUAGUGCAAUGAUUUCGAACAAAGUUGAUGCAAUGUACAAUGUACGCCACUCGGGCCCGGAUGAACGAUUUAUUCGGAUUGGAGACUCGGCUCUCAUCAAGGUUGCCGCUGUAGGAAGUUUGGACCUUAGGUUCCACCAAGUCGGAGCCGACGGGAAACAGGAGGAUUUGGACGGCACUGUGCCAGAAGUUUUGUUUGUACCCGGGUGUGGUUUCAACCUUUUCUCGGUAUGGAAGGUGUCUCACAAGCAUGAGGUCCGUACCAACCCUAACGCCGCGAUGGAUUCCGAUCUAGAACCCCUUCGUUUGACGGAUGCUGUAGCGGAAUACUCGGCGACGAUGAUUGAUGUGUGGGAAAGUGAAGAGUGUGAACGCGCUAUGGCUGUGUUGGGCCCGGGGAAGACACCUUUCGAUGUCGGCAAUGCACAAAAGGUUAUGGAUAUUAACACGUUCCACAACCGUGCCGGCCACUUGUCCGAACCCAUUUUGAGGCUGUCCGCAAAGCAGCACGGGAUUACCCUCACGGGCACGAUGGACAGCUGUCGAUGGUGCGUGCCGGCGCGUGGGACGAGGGAGCCGGUGCCGAAGCAGGGGGGCGGGUACCGCGGCAAGAGGGCGCCGAACGACGUGUUCCACAUCGACCUCUGCGGCGCGUACACGGCGACGAUCGGUGGCAACCACUCUAUGCACUUCGGUGUGGACGCCGCCACGGGAUGGAUGGUCUGCUACGCCAUGCGGCGUAAGUCGGAGGCGCUAGCGGUCGGCAAGCGCAUGGUCGUGGAUGCCGCCCACAAGGCUGGUACCGCGAUAAAGUGCAUCCACUGCGACUGCGAUGCCCUCUGGACCAGCAGCGACUUCAAGGCGUUCUGUGCCAGCAUGGGGAUCGCGCUCGAGUACUCCCCUCCCGGCGUGCAGCAGUACAACGGCGUCGUCGAGAGCGCCAUCCAGAGGUGCCUCAAGGUGGCCAAGGCAUCCCGCCGGGCCGCCCAGGAGCUGCUUGGCCCCGCAGGAUUUUCUCGUGUCCGCGGGCUGAGUGUUCGUGGCGAUGAGCUCUGGGCGGAGUCCGCAAAAGACACCGCGCAGCAGCUGAACCAGUCAGCAUCUCCUUCCAACCCCGGGGCAUCUCCUUCCAACCCCGGGGGUGCGUCGCCGCAGGAACUCUACACCGGCAAGGGAGGCCCUUUUCGCUUGAUCCCGUUCUUCCAGUACGGUUUCAUGUGGGAGCGGCCGGCAACGAAAAUGGACGGCAGGGCCGUGCCGUGUUUUUUCCGCAACGCCGGGGACAACCACGCCGACGUCACCGUUAAGGUGCUCAAGGAGAGGACCGGCCACGUGUGCUACACCUCGAAUGUAGCGUGGGCGGCGCUCCCGCCGUCGGGGGGAUACAACGUCGUUGCCAGGCGACGAAAACCCAACCCCGAUGGCAAAUACCCGGGGGGGCGGUGGGGGGUGCAAUGCUUCACCAACCCCCUCCGCGGGGCCUCUACCCACGCCCCAGCAUCUACCCUUCGAGAUCGCCGCUUCGCCGCCGCCUGCUGCUGCUGCCGCCGGACCGUCGCUGCCGCCGCCACCUUCGGGGCCCGCGUUGUGGCCCGCGCCUUCGCCUGGUGCUGCCGCUCCGCCGCUCCCGAGGCCGCCCACGUCAUCGACAUCCGCCGUUCCACCGCCGCCCACUGCUGUUGCCGCCGCCGGACCGUCGCUGCCGCCGCCACCUUCGGGGCCCGCGUUGUGGCCCGCGCCUUCGCCUGGUGCUGCCGCUCCGCCGCUCCCGAGGCCGCCCACGUCAUCGACAUCCGCCGUUCCACCGCCGCCCACUGCUGUUGCCGCCGCCGGACCGUCGCCGUCGCCGCCGCCUCCGGGGCUAAGCAGUCCCCGCCGCAACCGCACCAAGACGGGCGGACCACACAGUCGGCGACCGCACCGGGGUACGCACCUCUCACGCCCCAUGCUUCGAUACAGCUCGGCGAGGGGGGAGAUCCGCGGAUCCGAGGACGCACGAGAGCGGAAGCGCGCACCAUCGCCCAGCAACAGCUUUCUGCCCUAUCGGUGGACCGGCAGUUGCCAUCACUGCAGGACGAUGCCGUCACCACGCCUCUGCCUCCGACCGAGAUCACCAUGGGGCUGCUGGCUCAAGCAAACGAAGAUGUCCUCCUCUCCAUGCUGGAUGCUCGGCGAGUCAUGAACGGUAAGACGAUGCUCCGGCCAGGAUUGGAGGGGGGCGGCGAGAAGGGGGGCGGAGGCGAGCAGCUCGCGANGGCGGACCACACAGUCGGCGACCGCACCAGGGACGAUGCCGUCACCACGCCUCGGCCUCCGACCGAGAUCACCAUGGGGCUGCUGGCUCAAGCAAACGAAGAUGUCCUCCUCUCCAUGCUGGAUGCUCGGCGAGUCAUGAACGGUAAGACGAUGCUCCGGCCAGGAUUGGAGGGGGGCGGCGAGAAGGGGGGCGGAGGCGAGCAGCUCGCGAGGAGUGAGGGCUUGGUAGAGAGCACGGGAAAGCUGCCGGAGGUGGACACCGGCGAGGAGGGACGCAUGGGGAAUGCUGUGCGCGAGAUGGAGCAGCCUCUUUUGCGACCCGACAUGCCGCGCUGCCACGCCAAGGACCUCCGAUUACCCCAGACUUUCAAAGAGGCAAAGCAGAGCGAGCACAGCGAGCAGUUCAUGGAUGCGGCCAAGCGUGAGCGAAUAGACAAUUGCAUCAAGUCGAAGUUGAUUAUUUAUUGGAAGGUAGAUGCGUUCGGCUUUCCUACGAAGGCCAAGGCUAGACUUGUUGCGAGAGGAGACAUGCAGAAGGAGUACAUUGACUUUGGUGAUUUGUAUGCACCUACUGUAGCUUCAUCUAGUGUUCGUAUGUUGGCAGCUUUGGCGUGUGAGCUUGACUUGGAGUUGUGUCACUUCGAUAUCGACCAGGCUUUUGUGAGGGCCCCUCUCAAGGAAGAUAUUUUCGAUCGACUGCCGGAAGGAUGUGGUGCGUUGUCGGGGAAGAUAGUGCAGUUGAACAAGAGCCUUUAUGGCUUGAGGCAGGCAUCUAGAGAGUGGCCGGAUAUCGCGAAUUCGGUGAGAGCAGUGGCGAGGUACUACUGUAGUAGUGCACCGAAGUUGAUCCACUGGAAGGCUGCACUUAGCAUUUUAGGAUAUGCAGUUAGGACUAGUUCUUUGGGGAUUUCUUUUCAGAGGGGGACGGUUACGGGAUUUUCUUUGAUUGCGUUUGUCGACGCGGACUACGCUUCCGGUGCGGCAGACCGUAGGUCGGUUUCGGGAGGGGUAGUGAUGUGUGCAGGAGGGGCGAUUGCAUGGUUGUCCAAGACUCAGAAGUGUGUUUGGCGUUUCAUGUUGCCUAAGGAGUUGCGGCCGUGCAUUCCACUGUAUAAAGAUAACGAAGGGGCUAUCCAGAUCGCAAAACACCCGAUCUCGAAUUCCAACUCGAAGCACAUCGACGUGCGGCAUCACUUCCUCAGGCAGCUCGUAGAUGAGAAGGAGGUAGAGAUCAUCCACGUUGCGUCGAAGUAUCAGCAUGCCGACUUCCUCACGAAGGCGCUACCUGAGAGAGAUUGUUUCCCACCGGGACGACGUGAUGAACUUGAAUUUGGGAUGAAGGGAAUGUCUUGCACUAAACUUUGUUUCGGUCAGCGUGCCACGAGUUGCCUGCCGUGCAGGGGGAUCAUGUCCCUGUCCAACCCCUUAUCCCAUGGGUUGUUGAAGGACCUUGGCAAACUCUCGGAGUUGAAACAACGAGGACUGAUUCUUGACCGUCACUUCGAGACGAUAAAGGCACAUGUGAAGGCGGGCAACUCCGUUGCGAAGGAGCGAUGGGACGCAAUCGAGAACGCAUGGGGGCUGAAGCAGACGGCACCCGUCCGUCGUUUUUGA